This is a messenger RNA of Rubroshorea leprosula, 1273 nucleotides long. The record is from the annotation of a GenBank genome assembly. NCBI's taxonomy places the organism in Eukaryota, Viridiplantae, Streptophyta, Magnoliopsida, Malvales, Dipterocarpaceae.
GGGGUGAGGAACUGGCAACUGGAGUAGCAUGGGUGGUUGUGUGUCUCUCAGCCUUUCCAAUUUUGCCACUAGCAUGCUUGUGAAGAGUGAUGUCCUUCCAGUUCUUGUGGAAAGAUUGGCAACAACAAAUGGUUUGCAACUUCUCAUUCCGGUGCUUCGAGGUUCAUGAGCAAUCUUGUUGCUGGUGAUUCACACACAACUUCUGCAAUUGUCAUUCCUGGACAUGAAAUCACAGAUAAUGUCAUAAAAGUUAUAGUAAAAUGUUUGAAGAGUGAACACAGGGUCUUGAAGAAGGAAGCAGCAUGGGUUCUAUCAAACAUAGCUGCUGGUUCCAUCAAGCAUAAGCAGCUGAUAUAUUCUAGUGAGGCACUGCCUUUGUUGUUAUGCCUUCCUUCUCUGGCACCUUUUGAUUUAAGAAGGGAAGUGGCCUGUGUCUUGGGAAACAUCUGUGUUGCCCCAACAGAGGGUGAUGGAAAGCCAAAUCUGAUUGUGAAGCGUUCGGUUUCUCUUGUUCAGAAAGGGUGCCUGCAAGACUCAAUUGAUGGAUCUGGUAAGUAAAUCUAAUAAUUAGCUUAUCAGUCGCUUUUUGCAUCAAUUAAGCACUUACUAUAGCGGAUUAGAUGUUUGAAUUGAUUCCAUCCUAGUUUACUGGUUGUUGUUGUGGUUGCUACAAUGAAAUGACUUAAGGCAAACAUUGGGUAACUGUAAACUUAACAAGGCUCAACUAUCUGCCACUCUUAAAUACCUUGGAUUUCCUUCCCCACAUGGACAAGUUUAUUGGUGAUGUUUUGUUCACAUGAUGGCAAAACUUUGUUCGUAACACACACAGUUAAUUCCUCGUGCUGGUGUCAAGGGGAAUGCCAAACGGAGAGGGUUGAAAGCUUGUUGAACGAGAGGGUGGGAUUGAUGCCACGGAAAGAUUCCAAUUUCAUGAAAAUGAAGAGUUGAGAAAUGUGGCAACCGGUUUAGUUGAUAAAUAUUUUGGAGGAUUACUGGCUUGACGAGUAAGGGUACCACGUAAUGCCAGACAAAACAAUCUUUCUUGGAAUUUUCUUGUCAUUCUUUUGUGGUAUGUAAAAUUAGGGUGUAUGGAAUUGACUUUGAAGGUCUCCUCUCCAUACCUAACAAACAUCUGCUGAAAGCCUAGCCCUAAGCUAUUGCAUGGCGUCUGGCUUUGUCUACUCGUCAUUUUUCAUGGCGUCUGGCUUGAGUCUACUCGUCAUUUUUCUUUCUUUGUUUCUUUAAAUAAUAAUAUUAAACUUGUGAAUUUCAA